CUGAAAACUCAUUGUUGCCAUGUACUACUGCAAAAGAUCAUGCCUGCUGGAUUAAGAGGAUUGGUGAGGAAAGAUGUGUAUGAAGCAAUUGCGGAGCUUGGGGACUUUUUCAGAGAAUUGUGUAGUAGAAAUCUGAAGAUAGAUGUUGUGAAAGGACUAAAGGAGAAAAUCCCAGUUAUCCUUUGCAAGCUUGAGAAAAUUUUCCCUCCAGCCUUUUUUGAUGUCAUGGUGCACCUAGCUGUGCAUCUACCUGAUGAGGCAUUGCUUAGAGGCCCUGUUCAGUAUGGAUGGAUGUACCCAAUAGAGAGGAGAUUGGGUACUUUGAAGAAUUUUGUGAGUAAUAGGGCGAGGCCUGAAGGAUCAAUUGCGGAGGCCUAUGGCGCAAGUGACACCUUGACAUUUUGUUCGAGGUAUAUGGCGGAUGUCGACACCAAAUUCAACAGUAAUGAUGCCAUCAAUGUAGAUGAACCAUUAGAUAGUGACCCUAAAAUUUUUAAGCAUGGUGUCAAACUCGUAGGAGCCGACAGGAGGACAUACAUCGAUGAUAAGAUGUAUUUCAGACUAGUUUGGUAUGUUCUAAACAAUUGUACAGAAGCUGAGCCAUAUGUGGACAUCUACAGGGCAGAGUUAUUGCAAGAAGGGCCACAUGAUGUUGAAAAAAGGCUUGAAAAUGGUUUUCCUAACUGGUUUAGGAGCCAUAUCGCCAAGAAGCGCACAGAUCGUCCAGAAGAGGUUACUGAUGGAUUGUAUGCUUUGUCUUGUUUUCCUGAUCUUCGAGUGGGGUUUUGGUCUGCUUGCAUUGUCAAUGGAGUCAGGUAUAACACAGUGCACCGUGAGAAAUACUUGCAGACUCAGAACAGUGGUGUAAUGACUCCAGGUACUCAUGGUGAUGCUGAAAUUGAUUUUUAUGGUGUCCUUAAUGAGAUUAUUGAGCUGCAGUAUAACGCCACUGCACCAGCCACUCGGUCUGUGGUUCUCUUUGGAUGUGAUUGGUACAAUCAAGUAGUAGGCAAGACAACAGGCAUCAGAGAUGAUGGACAUUUCAAAUCCAUUAACAUUCAGUCAUUGUGGUACAAGUCUGACCCUUACAUUUUGGCAACUCAAUCCAAAAAGGUAUUCUACAUGGAAGACACGGCUUUGGGAAAGAAUUGGCGAGUAGUGCAGAAAUUUGAGCAUAGGGACGUGUAUAAUGUGCCUGAAAAAAGUGACCUUAUUUACCAAGAAGACUGCUGUUCUCAUAUAGUGCAGCAAGGUGAGGCUGAUGGCGAAGUGCAGCAAGGUGAUGGUGAUGAGGUUGAGGUCAAUAAUCAGGAUGGCGAAUAUACUAGAAUUGAUGGUCGUUUACAUGAACUUAUAAGAAACAAGAAGGGAGCCAACAUUUCUGUAGAUGCAGAGGAGGCGGAAGAUGACAGUGUGAUGGAAUAUUUUAGUGAUAAUGGCAAUGAAAACGCUGAAGAUGAAGAUGAGGAGGUAGAUGGAGAUGAUCCCUGA
This is a messenger RNA of Panicum virgatum (switchgrass), 1491 nucleotides long. RefSeq lists its product as uncharacterized. NCBI's taxonomy places the organism in Eukaryota, Viridiplantae, Streptophyta, Magnoliopsida, Poales, Poaceae. The transcript has 3 exons. The record is from RefSeq and is a predicted model, not a curated record. The coding region runs from base 40 to 1491 and encodes 483 amino acids.